Mus musculus (house mouse) is the source of this 2997-nucleotide messenger RNA. RefSeq names its product transmembrane protein 240 (gene Tmem240). Bases 17 to 679 code for a protein of 220 amino acids. The transcript has 3 exons. The record is from RefSeq and is a predicted model, not a curated record. Gene Ontology annotation, cellular component: synapse; plasma membrane. NCBI's taxonomy places the organism in Eukaryota, Metazoa, Chordata, Mammalia, Rodentia, Muridae.
AGCCAAGGCUGAUGACAUGGGGCACAAUGUGGAGCCGAGGCCGGAGGGGAGGGGUCUCGGGCUGCGUCACAGGGACAGGAGUGGAGAACCUCGCCCCUGGAUGCUGGCGCGGGGCGGCGAAGUCCCUCCCCGGAGGCGGAGGCAGGAGGAGGAGGGAGGAGAUAGUGAAGAAGAAAAGGAGGGAGGGAGAAGCCUGGAGGAGGGAAGAGGGAGGAGGGAGGGGGCCGCCGCGCAGACCGCAGGGAGCCGGGCGCAGGGAGCACCGGAGGGCGGAGCGGAGGGCUGCCAGCAACGGGCGACAGGCGAGCGACCCCACGUCAGCCCCCACAUCUCGGCUGCCUGUGCCCGCGCCUGCCCCCGGGGUCCGCGGCGGCCCGGCGCGCGAGCGCUGACCUCUGCGGAGGCGGCGCGGGCUAAGCAUCGGGCCGGGGCCGGGAGGGGCACCGGGGCCGGGGGGCGGCGCUCCGGCCCGGCCCGGCCCCGCCCGAUGUCCAUGAGUGCGAACACCAUGAUCUUCAUGAUUCUGGGGGCGUCGAUCGUGAUGGCCAUCGCGUGCUUGAUGGACAUGAACGCGCUGCUGGACCGAUUCCAUAACUACAUCCUCCCGCACCUGCGGGGCGAGGACCGCGUCUGCCACUGCAACUGUGGCCGCAUCCCAAGUACCUGUGGACCCAUGUAAACAGACACCUGUAGAGUGGAACCUGAAGUAAGGCUUGUGUGUGCAAAAAUGUGGAGAGCCACAUCAUGUAGACAGUGUUUCUGCGUGUGUCUCUCUACAUGUAUGUGCUUUGUACACAACUCUACAUACAUGGUAUGUAAAUUCGUUGUACAAAGCACUUUUGUAUAUUGAUUACAUAUACGUGUAUGCAAAGUACACGUAUAUAAAACAAUAUACAUUUCAGUGUGCUCAGGGAGAAUGUCGGAACAUCUCAGUGUGGGUGCAGUGACUGCAGAUUAGUUUGCAAAUGGGGUAUCUGUACACAUACCAUGUGCACAUGUGGUGUUGACAGUUUGCCUAUGUGUACACACUUUGUAGAAUAACUGUACACACGUGUCUGCCUUGUACAUGGCUAUUUGCAGAAUUUUAGACAGAAGACAUGUAUGUAAACUAAUGUUUUGGACAGAGCACAACAGCAGGCAGCAUUUGUGUGUACACACAGAUCUGUGCACAUGACAGCAUCCCCACAGAAAGGUGCCUGGUUCAAAGCUGAGUGAAUGUGCAUCUAUGUGUAACGCACCAUACUCAUACCCAAAGUGUGCACAGUGCAUGGGUGUGGGGCUUGUGGGGCCCAUGUCCACAGUAUACAUGCUAUGUCCUGUGCAUGCGGACAACGUGUAUACACAUUGGAUCUCAAGUGGACACAUGGCAGCAUGUGUCAUGAAGGUAGAACACAUCAAAGACAUUCAUUUUGUACACAACACAUCUUGCUUUCAUUUGGAAGACCUGAGCCCCUGCCCUCAGGAGCUUGGUAUAGAAUUAGGAGGAGCCAGGCCAGGGGAGGAAGCAUUCUAGAUAUCCAAGUUAAUUGUAAGGGCACAGGGCCUUUAACCCCUGGAUUCCUUAGGUCACAGGGUGGCUGGGGCCUCACAUUGCUCUACUCGUAGGCUACCUAGAAUCCUUCUAGUUUCUUUCUGUUUCCUGGAACAGCUCUGUUAGGGCUAGUUCAGAGGAAGGACAUGGGUCCCAGGUUGACCUAGUCCCACCAGUGCCUGGCAGUCCCUGAUGGUGUGGAAACACUACCUCCUCCAGGGCCUCCUGGUCAGCAAUACUUUCUGUGCAGGAUCAACAGCAUCCAUUCAUCACGAUGGCAGUGGCUGCCAUGAGCAAGGGACGGCUGCUGGGUGUCAGUCACGGUAGCUCCGGUGACCAACUGAGAGCUGCAGCCUGAGCUUUGCCCACUGGGAUUGGCCAAACUGUAGACCGCGGAGUUAGCCCCCAGGGGAUCUGAGGAGUCUCACUGCUGCUCCUCCCAAUCCCUGCUAACCUGGGUUCAGGUUUAAAAAUACCAACUCCACUGUGAAGAAACACCCAUGUGUUUCUUACUGGGCCCAGAGAGAGAGGAAGAGUUUUUAACUGGGGAGUGGCUCAACGUCUGCUACCGGCAGACACAGGUUCCAGCCUCUCACUGAGAGGAGGAAGGGGUGCAAGUUUAGGAAGCGAGAAGCUAUUUUCAGCAUACAUUUGAGGUGUCUGUAGAUCCCACGUGGAGAUUCACAGGCAGCUGGAGCUCUUAGCAGACAUGGUGGGCAGUGGAAAGGCCCACCCACUAGUGGCUCUGAAAGUGGGUGGGCCAAGAAAGGCAGGCUCAGCAGAAGCCCAGUCAGCCCCUGCGACUGUCAGGAAAAUGAGAGAUGCAAAGCAUGUGGUCCCAUGGCACCCUUCGUAUCCAGACCGGUGGAUCCCGACAUAAAGACUGCUGGCUCUGUGGAGUGGACCAUCAGGUGGCUCACUCCUCCUGGAACAGGAUAGAAGGACUUCCUGAAGUGGUGUUCAAACAGCUCUGAAAGGGGGAUGAGCAACCAGCGGGAACCAUGUGGGAACUCUAGUGUAAGCAGAGGUGAUCGAGGGCAUGAAAGCAAUGGGCAGUUCCAAGAAGCCAGCUAGGACAGGAAAGCAAAGAGGCACAGAGAUCAGGGCCAUAGUGCUUAUACCUAGGAGAGGGCUCUAAAACCUGUCUAGCUUGGACUUGAAUAGCUGGAAACAAGCCCAUUAUAAGAAUAGUAAGUGUAUGAUAGACAUGUGAUCUGUGGGGGACAUGAAUGUGGGGAAGAGAAAGAUCCCUCAAACCUCUGGCAGAAUGGGCACAAGGUAGAUAUUGAAAGCCAGAGACCCAAGGCAGUGACUGUGCCAGGGGAACAAGAACAACUAUUGGUCUUGUACCUGGCCUCCUGAGAGUAUCAUAUAGAGGCCAAUGAGCAUGCCUGGGGGGGCCUUGGUCAUUGGCUGUGCUAAGACCUUGUUAGCCCCUCAGGGCCAGUAGGUGAAUGUGAAACCUG